Molecule: messenger RNA, 493 nt
Organism: Episyrphus balteatus (marmalade hoverfly)
Lineage: Eukaryota; Metazoa; Arthropoda; Insecta; Diptera; Syrphidae
Gene: ND-MLRQ
Product: cytochrome c oxidase subunit NDUFA4
Exons: 3
Coding region: 131-379 (82 amino acids)
Source: RefSeq, a predicted model, not a curated record
AGCGCGACGACAUUCGCCCAUCAGAAUAGAAAAAAUAAUUUUGUGAAAAAUCUUCUCUGUCGCUUGAACAAAAGAAGAAUUUUUUGUCCGUAUUUCCAUCUGCAAAUAAGAACAUAAAAAUCUAUUCAACAUGCAAGGAAUUGGUUGGGCCAGUUUAAAAAAGAAUCCAGCUCUUCUUCCACUUUACUUUUGUGUUGGUUGUGGAGCCCUUGGAGCAACUUUCUACAUCAUCCGUUUGGCAACCAGGAAUCCAGACGUAACAUGGAACCGCACCAGCAACCCUGAACCAUGGCAAGAGUACAGGAACAAGCAAUACAAGUUCUAUUCCCCAAUCAGGGAUUACAGCAAGACCGAAAGUCCUGCACCCAAAUACGAGUAGAUUAUGUUUUUUGAUUGUCCAAAUGAAAAAAAGUGAUCAUUUUCGCGAAAGGUUUAUUUUAAGGGAUAAGAGUGUAAAAUACUAAAAUAAAGUAGUCUGCUACUCAGAAAUUAA